This is a messenger RNA of Adineta steineri, 1677 nucleotides long. The record is from the annotation of a GenBank genome assembly. NCBI's taxonomy places the organism in Eukaryota, Metazoa, Rotifera, Eurotatoria, Adinetida, Adinetidae.
AUGAAGUUUGAACAAUUACCAAAUGAAAUAUUAUUUCAAUGUUUCGAAUAUCUUAAUGUAUUUGAUAUAUUUUAUUCAUUCGAUCGAUUAAAUUAUCGUUUAAAUCGACUUAUUCGAAACAUUUCAUUACAUUUAAAUCUUCCUGAAAAAAAUAAACCGUUAUUUGGUGAAUUUUUUCACAAAAUCUUAUUGAAUUCACGAAUUCGAAAUCAAAUUAUUUCAUUAAAAGUAUCGAUUAAAAGAACAUGUUGUCAAUUGAAUGCAUUUCUCUCGUUCUUUUCAUUUAUUCAAUUUUCUCAAUUACAAUUAUUAACAAUAGCCGAUCUUAACCAAACAAAUAGUGAAGAAAAAAAAUCGAUAUUAUUAUUAUUAUCAAAUUUUCUUAAUAUUUAUUCAAAUGAUAUGGCAGAUGAAAUUUGUGAAAUAUUAUCGAAAUUAUUAUUACCAAAUAUUCAAAUGAAAUUAACAUUUAAUUCAAUAACUAAUUAUAUAACAAUACCAAUUACAUCACUAACAUUUUAUCAAUAUUCUUUGAAUGAUUUAUGGCAAUUAUUCAAAUAUAUACCUAUGCUAAAAUAUCUACAUCUUGAAACAUUGGAUAAUUGUUCGUAUAUAAACAAUAGAUUAGAUCCUGCUGAUAUAUAUGCUUUCCAUUUACAACAAUUAGCUGUGGAUUAUUCAAAGUGUAGUUUUGAAACUUAUCGAUUAUUAUUAAAACAAACACCGAAUUUAAAAAUCUUAACAAUAAAUAUUGAAUAUCAAACAGAUAUUAUUGAUGAUGUACGUUGGCAAAAUUUAAUUGAAUCUUCACUACAACAUUUAGAUAUUUUCAAUUUUAUAUUUGUUAUUCGGAUCGACGAUAUUAUUCUAACGAAAGUUCAUCAAUUUCAAAAUGAUUUUUGGCAUAAAUAUCAUCAUUGGUAUGUCAAUUAUGAAUUUAAUUCAAUGCAUGCAAUAUUCUAUACUAUACCCUAUAUGAAAAAUGAAUACAGCCUAAAACCGAAUAUGAAAAGAUCUGAUGGUUUUAAAUUAAUGAAUAAUUCCAAAGUAUUUAAAAAUGUUACUGGUUUAUUUUUAUUUGUGGAUAUCUUAAAUGAACAUUAUGAAUAUUAUUUUCAAAAUAUUACAUCAUUAACACUGUAUCAAGAUUCAAUGUUGUUUAAAGAACUUGAUUUUCAUCAGCGACAACAAGAAAAUAAAUUUGUUGAAUCACUUCAAAUUACUGUGAACUUAUCUAAUCUUAAACAUCUAAAUAUUAAAAAUACAUGUCAUAUUAUAUCAUCAACUAUGUUAUUACAAAUAUUGAAAAAAGCACCAAAAUUAUCAUCGAUAGCAAUUGAAAAAUCUGCUUUAAUAUCAUUUGUUAUUAAUAAUGAACUAUGUCAAUAUUUCAAUCAAAUGAUUAAAAAACUAGAUAUUAGGAGUUAUUCUAAAGAUAAGUUCAUUCAAUUCAUCAAAUUGAAUAAACUUUGUAAAAUAUUGUUAAAUAUUGAAGAACUCCAAUGUUGUAUUGAACAAACGGACGUGUUUUUAUUCAUAAUAAAUCAUAUGCCAAAAUUAAAAGAUCUCAAAAUUGAUUCUUGGUAUGCUUUUCGUCAAAAAACAUGUGCGUGGUUAAAAAUGACUGCAUCACAACUAAACAUAAAAUGUACUGUUGUAGGAUAUUGUUACCUGUAA